AUGGAGGAUCUGCGGAAUGCCGACGAGUUGACGCGCAUUGCGUCCAACGUGGGCGACAAGCCGCACAAGAACGUCGAGGACUACGGCUGGCGGGCACCUGCGGCCGACGACUACGGCUCCAGCUUCGUUGCCGUCUUGGCACCAAACGGAGACGCCGUCGUCAUGGUCGCCUCGCUCAACUGGGACUUCGGCUCGCUGUGGCUGUCGCCGUCCACGGGCGUGCUGCUGAACAACCGGCUGGACGCGUUCUCGUACCCGGGCCGCGCGAGUUACCAGGGUUACCCGCAACAGACCACCAACCGCAUGGUUCCCGGCAAGAGGCCCAUGGCGUCAGCUACGCCGCUCUUGUUCACCACAGAGGAGCGCCUUGUGGGCGUCAUGGCACCCACUGGUGGACCGCUCGCUAUCACGGGGGCCGCGCAGGUGGCGAUGCGUGCCCUCUGGAUGAGGAACACCAUCAAAGAGGCCAUUGACUAUGGCCGCCUGCAUCAUCCGUUGCUACCAGACUCGGUCCGCGUCGAGGAAGACAUGGACGCGGUCAUCCAAGAGAGCCUGCAGCGACGCGGCCACCGGCUGCGGCACUUCCAGUGGCGAGGUACUGUCCAGGUCAUCGCUAAAAUAUCUGGACACGUGUUAACGGCGUACGAUGCCCGUGAAGGAUCGCCAGGAUACGACGGCGACUAACCCCGAUGCCAAGAAUAUUCGAGCAUGUGUGUUAUCUAACGCAUACACAUUUCAUAAUGUAUUCAUGAUUUUCUUUGCUGCAAUUGCUCUUUGUCCAAAAGCUUUGUGUAAAUGUAGUACUGAACGUCUCGACGCAUAUGUGAAGCGAUAUACACCACAGUCAAAGAAACGGAAUUGAAAAAGGUGAAUAAAAUCGCUUUCCCAGCAUUACUGCAUCAGCAUUUUUUUUAAGCCUACAUAAUAUAAAACACAGUGUAGAAUAAAAUAUUUUACAAUACUAUAUAAACUUAUGGUUUCAAACUUGCAAAGUUUCCUACCAGUGUGCUAAACAAGCUUUAUUGGAUAGAUACACAAUUUUACCUGCUUUGAAAGCAUUGCGUUAGUUGGGCUUCCCGGUGACCUCCUUGUCAUUGUCUGUGGCAAGAUAACCGUCUAUAAUGCACUUCCACGGACUCCUAGCAUG
This is a messenger RNA of Rhipicephalus sanguineus (brown dog tick), 1147 nucleotides long. Its product is annotated as scoloptoxin SSD20-like. The transcript is spliced from 4 exons. The record is from RefSeq and is a predicted model, not a curated record. Gene Ontology annotation, cellular component: plasma membrane. NCBI's taxonomy places the organism in Eukaryota, Metazoa, Arthropoda, Arachnida, Ixodida, Ixodidae. Gene Ontology annotation, molecular function: glutathione gamma-glutamate hydrolase. The coding region runs from base 1 to 684 and encodes 227 amino acids. Gene Ontology annotation, biological process: glutathione catabolic process.